AUAUAGUUUAUCAGAUAAUAUUUUAGAGUGUCUAUUUAGAUAAACUAUUCUGCUCAACAAAUGAUGUUUCUCAAAAAUGUUUUAGAUGGCUUCAUACCAAGAGAGCUUGAACGGCCAAGACCUUAUUACGGACUCUUGGAUCAAUGAUUUUAUCCCGGAUUCUGAAAUGUUGAUAGCCGCCGAAGAAUUUUUUGAGUCAUUCUGCUCCGUACAGAGUCCGCAAAUAAUUUCAGACGAUACAGCGUAUAUUCCAGACGGCCCGCAGACCAUUUCAGAAGAAUCGUUCUCUCGAAUGGAUGGUAAGAGUGCUAACUGCAGUCAUUCUUAUUAUACUUUACAUCACUAUUUUCAAGUUUUGCUCUAUAUGUUUUACUAUAUAAUAUUGUUAUAUUAUCAUUUGUAACAUUUGGUAUUUGUUAAUGUUAGGUGUACACGACGAUAAGAUUCUAAAACCUUCAAACAGCGGCAUGUUUGUAAAAAACAAAGCGUAUCCUGACGCCCCGGUUGGUGGUUUCAACAAUUCUGCUGUGUUAAAGGAGAAUGAACCACCACCCAUUAUAGAUCUCACAACAUCCGGGUCACAAGCAAAAAAACAACAAAGCAAACGGGGCAAAGCACCCGUGAAGCGGAAAACUUUCACAGCCCCGGUCCCUUCUAGAGCAAGAGCAAAGCGAUCAAAUGGUGUUUUGUCGUCGGGGGACAGCAACGGUAUUGUGAGAAAUUCCUGCAUCGUAGAUACUCCUGAGCCAAGCACCAGCGCUCGCGACAGUUGGCGAUAUGAAAAUUUAACGGAUCCAUUUAUCUCUUGUCCAAAUGCUCCAAAAAGAAAAGAAAGUUGUAAAAAAUGGUACAGGAGAGAAAAUCAAACAGCAAAAACACCGCACUCAUCGCCGCAAUCGUUAUUUUCAGAAAUUCUGUCUCAACGUGAAGCGGCCAUAUCACCGAUUACCGAUAUAAUGAAAACACAGCGGUCUCCGGAGGGUGGUGAGUCAACAUGCAUGGUGAAUGACAAAACAGAUUUAUGCGACAUUAACUUAGUCCCCGAUACAUCAGAGGCCCAUAUUUUUAAAAGACGAAUAACAUUUGACACACCAGACACAAAUGAUGACGGUAGGGAUCAGGUUGGAAUCUGUCAGGUUCAGAAUGCCUCAUAUCAUCAUGUUCUGCUUGUACGUUCUUGCACUUGUUGGGACGAAAAUACUUACAAUGUAUUGAGUUCUCUUGCACGCUACAACGAUAAAAUGAUGCGUGUAGCCAACUAUUUAAGAUGUUUUGUGCGAGACUCUAUGUUUUUGGCAUUCAACAACCCCAACGAAAUUAGUGUGAUAAAAAUACACGCGGCACAUGAUAAAUAUGAAAGGUUGAUGACUCAUGUCGAUGAGAUUGAAAAAGAGAUGAUGGGUAAAAAUUGACUAUGCAUGAUUGGUGGUGGACAAUCUUAUAAAAACAAAAAAACACCCGUGAAUGUAAGAACAAAAAAAUUAAAACGGGCUAUAAAGAUGUACUUUGCGGCUAGACGGUCUAAAACUGCUAGGAAAAAGAGAAGGCUCCGUUGUAACAAAGCGGUUGAGCCGACCAGCGUGAGCGCUGUACAAACAGCGAACACACCGCAAGCAGAGCGCUUUCACCCACACAACGAGCGGACUAUUCGUCCACCUACAAACAAAUCGUUUUCAACCCCCUGGUUCACAAACUGACAUACCGUGUACAGACAAUGACAACCCAGAACAGUAUGACGUUAGACUUGUGUAUUUAGAAUCUGUUUUUCAGCAACAACGUGACUUUUCAAAUUUUAAUAGCGUUAUGUACACCGAACACUUUAGAUUUGUGAAUCUGGAAACCAUCCGAUCGUUCGUUGACGCUGUUGACGCUAUACACGCAGCCAUACAGACAUUGCUAGAUAGGGUUUUACGGGACGUUGAACCGGGUGAUUUUAUACAGUUGCGUUUAGACGGCGGCGAGACGUUUGACUCAAUUUUUUCAACAAGACAUACUAGAGAGGGUUUUACAGCCGAAACAUUUUUGAACAAUGUCGCUAACGCUCUACAGAGCAACGCGGAGUGCAUAGCCGGUAAUUCCCUUAAACUAGUUGUUAUAGUCGUCAGGAACCGUCGCGGCGGUUCCCGAAGACGCUUGGGGUCCAUAGCGUACAGCAGGAUCAUCGACCGUAAAAAACAGCAUUUGUACGACUUUAACAAUUACGAUGAUAACGUUUGCUUGGCCGCUAGUGUGUACGCUAUUUUGGAUGGCACUGAUGCAAGCGACGACGUGUUGUUAAAGAAAGCGCGUCAACUGCAUAGUGCUUUACAAAUACCGGAAGGACAUUUAGUUUCUUUUAACGAUAUUGUAAUGUUUGAAAAAUAUUUAAACAUUACAAUUAAAGUUUUGUACCACAAUAGAGGUCAUUGGCGUUAUUAUCAUACGGGUAAUACCAAUAGAGACAAGAUUGUCUACAUAUUACACCAUGAAACGCAUUAUUACGGUAUAAAAAAUAUAAAAGCGUUUAUUGGCGCCAACUUUUUCUGCGAUAUGUGUUGUUCUGUAUACAGCCAUAAAUAUAACCACGACUGUGUUCAGUUUUGCAAAGCAUGUCACCGUCCAGACUGCAUUGAACAGAGUGAUAAUUUACGAUGUCCCAUAUGUCGUGUGUUCUGUCGGUCAGUUCAGUGCUUUGCAACACAUAGAAACUUGGCUGCAAACAACAACGCUAUUUGUAAGAAAAAAACUUGCGAUUUGCGAUUCUUGUUACAGAUAUGUAGACAAUGGGGACGAGCACAAGUGUAACGGUUUGAAAUGCAGCGUAUGCGGAGCGUGGGUUGACAAAUUUGACGAACAUAGUUGUUACAUGCAACCUUACAACCCCAAACAAAUGACCGACAAAUACAUAUUUUACGACUUUGAGUGUAUGCAAGAAACAGGUGUACACGUACCCAAUUACAUUUUUGCAACGACUUUAUACGGUCCAAAUUCCUGGGAAUUCAACGGAAAAACUUGCACGCAGGACUUUGUCCGCUUUUUUACCAACGGCAAGUUUUUGGGUUACACAUUCAUAGCCCAUAAUGCCGGUCGUUACGACGCUUAUUUUGUUGUACAGGAACUGAUCAAGGAAAAAUUUAAAAUUGAAGUUGUUAACCAAGGAGGGCGAUUAAUGUGUGUGUCCCUAAAAGAUUUAAAAAUGAGGUUCAUAGAUUCUUUGAAUUUCAUGCCGAUGAAACUCAGUAAGAUGCCUGAAGCUAUGGGUUUUUCGGGGUCCAAGGGUCAUUUCCCACAUUUCUUCAAUACAGAAGAAAAUCAAAAUUACAUAGGGCCGAUGCCGGACAUCCGGUAUUACGGCGUCUAUUACAUGAUGCCCGGGGAGAAAAAAGAAUUUGUGGAGUGGUACCAAAACCAUAAAAAUGACACCUUUCAUUUUCAGGCAGAACUAAAGACUUACUGUAAACAGGAUGUGGAGGUCUUGAGAAGGGCCUGUGAGUGUUACAGGGACACGAUUAUGGAUAUGACUAAAAAAACAGUGAAACAAUACUUUAAACGCGGCAAGAAAUGUAAACCUGGCAAGAAAUACAAAUUGGUCACUAAAUGCAUUGAUCCAUUCCAGCUCAUCACGCUGGCAUCUGUCUGCAUGUCCAUGUACCGGUUUAAAUUUCUUCCAGCAAAUACCGUGGCGAUUGUGCCCGCAGAUAUGUACCACAAGACCCAGAAACGAUUUUCCACACCUGCUAUUCAGUGGCUCAUGUUCUUAGAACACACAGAAGGCAUAACUAUUCAACAUGCCUUGAAGGGCGGUGAGAAGAAGGUGGGGAAAUACUUUUUGGACGGUUAUGCUUUAGUUAAUGGUUUACAAACCGCCUUUGAAUUUCAGGGUUGUUUUUACCACGGCUGUCCCGUGUGUUAUAACGAGCAUGACCGUAAUGAGCUUACUAAAUCCUCAUACGGUCAGCUGUAUCACUCUUUCUUAGUUAAGAAAAGUCACCUACAGAGAUGCGGCUUUACAGUCCGUGUCAUGUGGGAACACGAGUGGCGUGAAAUGGUCGCUAGUGAUGAAGGGGUCAAAGACUUUCUGUUUAAAAUGCAGUUUCCAGUACCUUUGGAACCUCGUGAUUCACUUUACGGUGGUCGAACCAACGCCAUCAAACUUUAUCACAAGGUGCAGCCCGGUGAAACGCUACAUUAUUACGAUUUCACUAGUUUAUACCCUUUCGUUAAUAAAACUAAAACGUAUCCAGUCGGUCACCCAGAAAUCAUUUUUGAUCAUUUUGGACACAUCAAAAAAUACUUCCGGAAAGAGUUUUUUUGUAAAACAAUUGUUGAUACACUCAGAUACGUUAAUGUCGCACAAACCUGAUAAUGUCAUUUGGUUUUAUGCAUGUUGGCAAAAAUUGUAUGAUGAUCUCAACAACCUAUUUACAAAUAUCAGGUUUAUCGAGGGGGUACCGCAAAAUUUUACAGACGACGAUCUAUUCCCGUCGGACAAGGUAAAUUUGGCAGUUGUUGAUGAUCUUAUGGAGGCGGCUUGUGAAAACCUUGAAAUACAAAACGCAUUCACCAAAUAUGUACACCACAGAAAUUUGAGCAUUAUGUAUCUCGUUCAAAACGUGUUUUGUCAGGGUAAGAAAAGCCGAACCAUAAAUUUAAACACUAAAUACAUGGUCCUGUUUAAGAACCCGCGUGAUAAAUUACAGGUUAUUACGCUGGCUCGGCAAAUGUACCCCGGUAAAACACGUUUCUUUUUAGAAGCUUUUGAAGAUGCCACGCAUCAGCCUUACGGAUAUCUACUCGUAGAUUUAAGAUCUGAUACACCCGAGGAACUGCGACUAAGAACCGGCUUGUUCCCGCCAGAUCUUCCGACGGCUUAUGUGUGCAAAAAGAAGCUCUAAAAAGUAAUUUUCUCAUCACAAAGGUCAUUCUUGGUAACAACGUUGUUACUGUAAAGAUGUCUAGCAGGAUCCGCCGUAAUUGGGAUCUUCUAAAGACGUUGGUUAAAACAAAACCGACGGUGCGAAAAUCCAUCUUACCCAACGCCAGUAAUGAUUUUAUUUCAGCUAUUGGUGAGAUCGCUCUUAACAUCCUUAAAGGAAAGAUUCCUCUUAGAGAACGUCAGAAAAAUAUACUUAAAAAGUGGCGUAGAGCUAUAAAGAAAUUAAGCGAUAAAACAUACUCCAUUAAGGGCAAGAAGCGCAUUGUGAACCAGAGCGGCGGUUUUAUAGGAGCGCUGUUGAGCUUUGCAAUCCCUUUAAUUACCAGUCUUAUAGCUAAUAGAACCGGUGGUUCGUAAUGGAGUACGCUGAGAAAAUGUUCUUGGUUUCCAAACAAGAAUUGGAUAGGUUAAAAAAACCUGUUGCGGAAACAACCGAUAUACGCCAAACCACUACACAACGUUUAGAUGGGGAAAUUAGCGAGAUACUUAACAGAAAUGAUCUUUCAGAUGAUGAAAAAAUUAAGAAAUACACAAACGUGUUACAGAGAUACCUAGCGCUCACCAAACAGAAAGAGAUGUCAACCUUAACUUUGAUUACACAACCGCAAACUGUUCAACAACAAUUGUCAAAUGAUUCUUCUACAGGCGAUGAUGUAAAAGAGAUACUCGACAAUGUAAAUAUAAGGUAUAGGAAAAACGCAGAACUUUUGCUGAAUAAACUGCUGCGGGCAGGCAACAAGAGCUCUUGGAACGCUAGGGGUGAAUUCAUUUACAAAGACCAAACCAUACCAGGGUCCAACAUUAUCGAUCUCAUUCGCACAGCGACACAGAGUCACGGCUUAAUUAAAGCUAAAGUACCUCGUGGUUGGGAUUUCUUCUUGGACACCAUAGCGGAGCUGAACGUACCCUCUACGGUAAUCGGUAAUACAAAAACAAGAGAACUUCUCGAUAAUUUAAAAAGGGGCGCGCAAGCUGAAUCUUUUGAAUCUAUUCACAGCCCUCUUGGUCGUUCGCUGUUCGCUACACCGGUGGGUGUGACGCGUGGAACUUUAUUACCUAAAAAGCGCACUAUGCCGAUGGCACAGAUGACUUGGUUAACGUUGUAAAUUUUACUUUGAUUGUAUAUAAAUAUAUCUAUCUUUGUAUGCUAUACCUUUUGAAUGUUGAUUUUUUUAAUAAAAACAUAAUUUUUUACUAAAAUGUAGUCCUCCUUUUUUAUAAGUUAUAUGUAUAGAUGCGAAUAAAUCAAUUAACUUGAAAAGAUAUAGUUGCAGACGUCUUUUGACAGCGUAGACCGUUAGACAUUCUUAGAAAAGGUGGUAAAAUUAUGGCAAAUGCUGAAAUAUUGAGAAAACAGUAUUACACACCAAAAGCGGCUGGAUCGUACGGCGGUGUCGAUGCCUUAUUCAGAGAAGCCAGGAAAUUUGGUGUAAGAAGAGACUCUGUAAAAAAUUGGCUAAACAAUGAGGACACUUACACGUUGUACAAACCGGUGAAAAAAUCAUUUAAAAGAAACAAAGUCCUUGUGUCUGAUAUAGACAGUCAGUGGCAGGCUGAUCUUGUGUCAAUGAUAGACUUUUCAAAAGAAAACAACGGUGUUAAAUACUUGAUAACUGUUAUUGAUAUUCUUUCAAAAUAUGCUUGGGUUUCUGGAAUUUUAAAUAAAUCGGGAACAACAGUAGCUGCCGCUUUCGAGCAGUUAUUUAGACUCAGCGGUCGGACCCCCAGAAAGCUUCAGACGGAUCGUGGUAGAGAGUUUAUAAACAAACCUAUGAGAAAACUUUGUGCCGACUUUAAAAUACAUCAUUUUUUAACUACAAAUACGGUCAAAGCUUCGUUAGUGGAACGUUUUAAUAGAACUCUGAAAACACGGAUGUGGCGUUAUCUUAGAGAGCAAAACACCUACAGAUACAUUGACAAGUUGCAAGACCUUGUGCAUAGUUAUAAUCACUCGUAUCACAGAUCUAUACGUUGUCGACCUGUUGAUGUGUCAAAAGAGAAUUCUUUGAUCAUUUGGAAAAAUAUUUACGGUGAUUACGCUGCUGUUAAGAAAGUUAAACCUUUACUGAAAAUAGGCGAUCACGUUAGAAUUGUACGCUAUAAGGGCCCAUUUACAAAGGGUUAUGAACAAACCUACACAGAUGAAAUAUUUACCAUCUACGCUAUAAACACUAAAGGGCUGAGGCCCCUUUAUAAGUUGAAAGACCUGUCUGACGAUCUCAUUGAAGGGUCCUUCUACGCUGAAGAGGUUCAAAAAGUCCCCCUCGAUAAGCAUCGCGUUUACAGGAUAGAAAAAAUUGUCAAAAAGAAGAAAGUUAGAGGAGACACUUUGUAUUUUGUAAAGUGGGUCGGUUAUCCCGAAAAGUUUAACUCUUGGGUAUCUGAAAAACAACUGUUGAGCUUGUAAACUAUGGAAGAUGAAUCGUUUUUUAUUACACUACCCUGCAACUCUUCAGCUAAGCUUUACCCCGACAACACCAUCGCUGACUACACCACAAAAUUAGCAAAAGCCGUCAAUCUACGAGGACCUUAUGAAGUGGCGUUAGUAGAGAUCCAGUACCCUCUCACAUGGAAUACCUUUGAGGCGGGAGAUGGUCUUUUUUACAUCUUGACAAAGGGUGAGCCUAUCAAGGAAUUUUUUGUCAAACCCGGUUAUUACAAUCACAUGAAUGAUCUGGUCAAAGCCGUUAAUAACAAACUUGAGUCUGGUAAAAUACCUCCCGAUCAACUGCGACUAAGAUACGACGAU
This is a messenger RNA of Xenopus laevis (African clawed frog), 7664 nucleotides long. RefSeq lists its product as uncharacterized. Lineage: Eukaryota; Metazoa; Chordata; Amphibia; Anura; Pipidae. The transcript has 4 exons. The coding region runs from base 2846 to 4342 and encodes 498 amino acids. The record is from RefSeq and is a predicted model, not a curated record.